This is a messenger RNA of Styela clava, 4007 nucleotides long. Its product is annotated as alpha-(1,3)-fucosyltransferase 7-like. Lineage: Eukaryota; Metazoa; Chordata; Ascidiacea; Stolidobranchia; Styelidae. Gene Ontology annotation, molecular function: alpha-(1->3)-fucosyltransferase activity. Gene Ontology annotation, cellular component: membrane. The record is from RefSeq and is a predicted model, not a curated record.
UGAUUUUUCAAGAAUCACAUAAAUCUGUAGGAAAUUGAUUCGAAAUUUGUGGAACUCGGGUAGUCAGUAGCUUUUGAUACAAAAAUUGUUUAGAGCUAUAGGCUCGAAGCUUAUUUUACAAAAACUACAUUUUGUAUGAGUUAGCAAUGUAGCCAAUAUUUGCUAUUUGAAAAAUGGUCCUUAAAAAUUCUUGGAUUGAAGAUCAAAUCCUUCAAAUAUGUUGUACUUUUCGAUGAGAUCGGGUUGAGUUAUCUGACACAGCUGGCGGUGAUAGCUGGCACAGAUUCAAUCAGUGACUUAACAACAUUAUUUCAUACCAAGACAGCUUUAAGAAUUACUAUGUUGUUGAGCUAACUUAGUAACGGCAUCUAACCACAUCAUUGCAAAACCACGCGAUUAAUUGCAGUGAAUAUGAACAUAAAGCUUUACUUGUCAUCUCUAAGAGUAAGUCCCGAGAAGACGUUUCGAUCACAUCCUUAUGCUCAUUGUGAACCUAAUUUUGCACAUUAUUAUUUAUUAAAAUUCUAGCACAUCAUAAGCCCGCUUUGCACAGUCUGUGCUUUCUGUCGAAAUAUAAAUUGUGCCUACAAUUCUUUAUAAUUUGCAUGGAAUACGCUCGAUCUCCAAUAUGAAAUAUGCUAUUCGAGGUUCAGUUCUGAAAACGACAACAACGACAUUCAUCGAGAUUAUAUUCAGAAAUGUUUCAAGUUCUCGCUAUCGUGUCUUCGGAUUUGUGACCGUGUUUGGCCUAUUUUAUAUCACAAUAUUGGUUACCGGCUAUUCAUAUUUUCAUCAACAUCAUCAAGCAAAGUCGGCAAGAAGUUUUAAUCGUAUAAUGAAGAUAAAAAAUAUUCAAGAAAGUUCGAUCGUUGUGCAUUCGUCUACUACGAGUAUACCAUUUAGAAAAUAUUCACUGAAUACCAGCACUACCAAGACAAUACUUCUUUGGGAUUUACCGAAAUCUGUUUCAUAUCCUGAAAAUUUGUCAGUUUCUCGAUGCGGAAAAUGUACAAUAACAAGAGAUAAGACGGCCGUCAAUAAGAGUGAUGCGGUCGUGUUUCACUUCAAUGGAUCACGAAAGCCGUCGGAUUUCCCUUCGCCAAAAACAAGACACAAAGAUCAAAUUUAUGUGUGGACAUGUCGUGAGAGUCCGAAGACGACAAAAGACAAUUAUAAUCUUGACCUAUCAUCCCUCGCGAACAUGUUCAAUUGGACAAUGACGCACAGAUUAGAUUCUGAUGUUUUCUAUCCAUACGCUGAAAUCUUACAUCGACUUCAAGAUAACAAAAUAUCAAACCAGAGCGAACUUACUGACGAGCCGAAAUAUGUCGAUUUAUUUUAUCAAAGCGUUGAAUAUCUUUUAUCCCAGAAACAGCAUCUAGUUGCUUGGGUUGUUGGAAAUUGUGGCAACACUGUGGGAGCGCAAGCAAGGAUGAAAUUGGUCAAUUCUUUUUCCAAGUUCGGAUUGCCUAUUCACAAAUUUGGAAGAUGUUUCAAGGACAAACCAUUUCCCCCCUAUAGAUCUGAAGAAACCCAUGCUAUAUUGAUGAAGUAUAAAUUUUAUCUGGCUUUCGAAAAUACAUUCGGAUGUCGUGACUAUGUUACCUAUAAAUUUUGGAAAAAUGCUAUAUACAGCGGAGCUGUUCCCAUAGCUUGGGGUCCAAGUAAACAAGAUCUAUUACGCUUGGCACCGAAGAGAUCUUUCCUCCAUAUUGAAGAUUUUGAAUCUGUUGGUCAUCUUGUCAAUUAUUUGAAAUAUAUCGAUUCCAACGACACUGCGUAUCGGGAGUUUUUUGAGUGGAGGGAAAAAGAAAUUAAAAUGGACUUUGACAAACCAAAACCUUUGCGAGAAAUUGCUAUUUCAAAUAAUCAAAAAGAUUGGAUAUUUUCUCGCCAGCAAGCCUUUGGCUAUUGUAAAUUAUGUCGAAAAUUACACGCAAAAGACAGCCAAGUUCUUGGAGAUAUUUUCACUCGAAAAUCAAUAUCAUCACUUCAAGAAUGGUGGUAUGGUACUGAGAGUGAAGCCUGUUUCAAAUAAAUUACGAUUAUUGUUGUUUCAUGAACAAUCAACAAUGAUCAGGCACUUAAAGAGUUGGGAUUCGGUUUAAUGACUCAUCGAAUCGAAAACUCAUGCAUAAGCCUCUUUAUGACUAUAACGAAAAACUAAUCAAUCAUGAUGAAAUACAUGACACUAUAACUAUGCAAUUUACUCCUUUUUGCUUCAAUGUAUUUGCUGGCGUAUUCUUUCAUAUUAGAUUUGUUAACACGGUGUCUCUCGUAAUGUGAAUUAUAUUUUAUAUGCUGAACCGCAUGGAGUAUUUCGAAAUUUGUAAUAUUUCAAAGUAUUUGAAAAUCAUUGCCUCUUUGUCAUUAUGAGCCUGAAAUCGGCUUAGUUUUAUCUGGCCUUUAUUUCUAUAUUUGAAGAAAUACUUACGUAUGGUCCGAGCUGGGCAACUACUCAUGUAACGUUGACCAAUUGUGCAAUGCGACCCGUUGACCCCAUGAACCACGUAUACCAUAAACGCCAUUUAAAUGCGCCAUUCCGUUUUAUGAAUGCUAUUUUAUUAAUUUUCCGCGGCUAAUAUUUGUCAGUUCGUUUGGAAAACGUUAACACUUACCAAUCGAGGUUCAGAUUAUGUGCGCUAUAAGAAUCCUGUUCUUCCUGCGCUGCGUAUUAUAGCAGAGUCGCGCGUGUAGAAUAUACAUUGAAUUUGAAGCGCUACAAUGUUUUUGCUUUUACAAAAGAAGGGAGGCUUGGAGGAGGCCCAGUCGGGAAGAAGUGAUCAAAAUACUGCAAAUUUAGUUACUUUGAAUAUAUUAAAAAAUGAGAGCACUUCUAACCAGCCUAUUGUUAUAUAUAUUGCAUGGGUGGCGUUUUUUUCAUUUUAAGCAAGAUAUAUAAAGCACAAACAAAGUAACAUAACAAUUUUUUUUUUAUUUUUGCUUUUGGGUACUGCUGACACUGUGGUUUACUACUGUUGUGGGCAAAAGAAUACGUUUUCUCUCAGUUACCACUAAACUCUGUUUUCCUCUGUCACCUUUCUUUUGACACUCAUUUUAUGAUGAAUUGUUAUAUUUGACUAAUUUUAUAACUUGUAGCGUGAGGUCUAGUGCUAUUGUCAAAGAACAGCCAAGUCCGUCAAGUUGGGUUUUAGUAACCUACGUUAAAAAACGGGAUCGCGCGGCGCAAAUUGAUAUAUAUAUAUAUAUAUGCGUUUUGUCAAUGCUGUCAUAUGGCCCACGCUUGAAAAUAGAGGUGUGUUUCACUAAAAUAAAGGUACGAAACGUCUCUCCGGCAGAUAAGGAGUUGAUUGACGCGAGUUUAAGGUACGAAGUUCUGAUGAAAAACGCGAUUCAUAUCACGCCGGGCCCUGUUUGCACAUAACAAAUCAUUCUCCUUGGCUUCUACUACCUUUUAUCUUAUUGCUCCGCUCAAUUUUCCUUUCACUUAUCGCUCGAUUAUUUGGAAAAAACAAAGCGCGACGCUUUGACACGUACCGGUAAUUCGCCUUGACGUUUAUAGAUACAAUUUUGAAAUUCGGGAUUUCAACGAACCUAAUUCCCCCAUUGCAGUAUAACAAAACAUAUCAACUUGGGUAAACGUGCAUGAAUUCGAACAUCCAUGAAAAUCACUCCUUCUACUUUUUAGUAGCCAUAAGUGCAGAUUUCAGGAUUUCACUCCAAAAUGUGACGCAUAACUAAAUUAAUGAAAUAAUCUCAGUUUCGUUCUUGAAGCAGUGUUAAUUGGUCGUAGGCAAAUGCUUUAAAUUUUAUUGAUAAAUCAAGCAGGGUGCCUUCCUUGAUUUCUGCCUUUAAAAAUAACCACUCAAAUUUAUCGUAUAUUGUUUCGACCUGAAUUGGAUUUCAGGACUUGAGUAAACUCGGACUACAACCAUUUCAAUUGCCUUGUCUACUUUCUUACGUAUUCUGUUAUUUAUUCACUACUGCUUUUGCUUCAACAAAGUCCAUGCAACUUUCUACAUCAAAUAUUAGUAUAUAUAAAUUUA